Messenger RNA from Eremothecium sinecaudum, 1371 nucleotides. It is a transcript of the gene TFA1, whose product is annotated as transcription factor TFIIE subunit TFA1. The coding region runs from base 1 to 1371 and encodes 456 amino acids. The transcript has a single exon. The record is from RefSeq and is a predicted model, not a curated record. Gene Ontology annotation, biological process: transcription open complex formation at RNA polymerase II promoter; transcription initiation at RNA polymerase II promoter. Gene Ontology annotation, cellular component: transcription factor TFIIE complex. Lineage: Eukaryota; Fungi; Ascomycota; Saccharomycetes; Saccharomycetales; Saccharomycetaceae.
AUGGAUAGACCUAUAGAUGAAAUAGUAAAGAGCUUGUUGCAAUUUGUGGUCCGUGGUUUUUAUUCGAAUUCGUAUGUCUUAGUUCUUGAUGCGAUAUUAUUCCACUCUGUUCUUUCAGAAGAGGAUUUGGCUCACCUGUUGGGUAUCAAAAGACCUGAAUUACGGGCACUUACUUCUACGUUAGUUGAUGAUAUGCUGGUGGCCACCCAUUCGCAACAGGAGUUUUCUUAUAAUUCUAGAAGUUUAAGGCGCUACUAUUAUUACAUUAAAUAUCCUCAAGCAAUUGAUGCUAUUAAGUGGAAAGUGCAUCAACUAGUUUCUAAAAUGAAGGAAGAUUUAGACAGCAACAGUGCUCCCCAAGGAUAUAUGUGUCCUGUGUGCAACUCGAAGUAUAGUCAGUUGGAAGCGGUUUCACUACUGAAUUUUGAGAAAACUCAGUUCCUGUGCAGCUUGUGUGAAGAGCCACUGGUUGAGGAUGAUUCUGGGAAGAAAUGUAAAGAGAAACAAAUGCGCUUGAAUAGGCUUAUGGACCAGGUACAGCCCAUAAUUGACUAUUUGAAAAAAAUUGAUGAUUCUAUGAUUGAAGAGAACACUUUCGAAACAGCAUUGGCAAGACUGAUCCCACCUCAAAAUAACUCUGCUGCAUCCUACACAAUGAAUCCAAGAACUAGAAGGAGUAAAAUGUUCCAGCCUGGCGAAUCCCUCAGCAACGAAAGCAGCAGGAGGGCCGGUCAAAGAUCCCAGGCCACAUUACAUGUUAAUAUUACUACUGCAAGCGAUGAGCUGGCCCAGAAAGAACUACAGGAGCGUAAAGCGGAAGAGAAGCGGAAGCAAAAUGCAUUACCUACAUGGCACGAAAACAGUACCAUUGGUAAGAGUUUGGGUAGAUUAGAUGGUGAUGAAGCUGAAGCAUCAGGUGAAAGUGCCCCCAACAGUGCAGAAGUCAAGGUUGAAGAAGAAAUUGAUGAAGGUCAAGAUGAAGAAGAUGGAAGUAACGAUUUUGCAGAUUACAGACAAGGUGUAAACCAACAAACUCUCGCGAACAAGGAGGCCGAACGAGCCCUGGCAGAAUACUACGCCAAAUUGGCUAAGAAACAAGCUAUGGAAGACGAAGAUGACGAUGAAGAUGAAGAAGAAGAUGAGGAGGAGUUUGAAGAUGUUAUAGGAGAUGGAAAUGGUGAGGAAGAGGAGGACGAAGAUAUGAAAGAUCUUGAAGAGAUAGGAUUAGAGAAUGUUACGAAAGAUUCCGUAGUCUCCAACAACGAUGAAAGUGGUAACUCUGCUCGAACAGAUGAGCAGCAAGAUAAAGGUAUGAACGAUGAUGACGAUGAGGAUGAAGAAGAACUGGAUGCUGAGUUUGAAGAUGUAUGA